Molecule: messenger RNA, 1032 nt
Organism: Candidozyma pseudohaemuli
Lineage: Eukaryota; Fungi; Ascomycota; Pichiomycetes; Serinales; Metschnikowiaceae
Gene: KIS1
Product: Kis1p
Exons: 1
Coding region: 1-1032 (343 amino acids)
Biological process (GO): signal transduction
Cellular component (GO): nucleotide-activated protein kinase complex; nucleus; cytoplasm
Molecular function (GO): protein kinase binding
Source: RefSeq, a predicted model, not a curated record
AUGUCUGAAAGCAACGACUUCUCCAUGGUGGACGUGUCCAACGCCGUGGACAGCAUCGCCUCCGACUCUGGGCAAGCACCGCCCCAAAGAAGAAAAUCCAAGCUAAUCUUGGACGACAGCGAAGACAACGAAAACAUGCAUGUGGAAGAGCAACAGCCUCUGGCUGAGGAGUCUUCCAAAAAGAAGACUGAGCCCAGCGGGUCUGCUCCCGUUCCCGACCCAAAUGCUACUGUUCCUGUGGACAUUAAAUGGGUCCAGGGCGGUGAAAAGGUGUACGUGACCGGUUCCUUCACCGGAUGGAGAAAGAUGAUUGGUUUGCAGAAGCAAGAGGAGGAAAAAACGUACCUUGUUACGUUAGGGUUGCCUGUGGGCACCCACCGCUUCCGUUUCGUCGUUGACAACGAGUUGCGUUUUUCCGACUUCUUGCCCACAGCAACAGACCUGAUGGGCAACUUUGUCAACUACAUCGAAGUGACCCCCGAGCAUGUGCAAUUGCACCUUAAACAGUUAGAAGAAGAACAGGAGGAGAUGGCGCGUGAGGAGGAGGAAAGCAAGCUGCGUACCAGCAGAAGGUCGUCUGUCAGCUCCAGAGGCCGCUCCAACUCGGUGUUUGGUUUCACCAACGACGAGGACGAUAUGGGUGAUGGCUAUUCCAGAUACCACGAGGAAGCCGAAGACGCUCCAGCCAAAACUUACAAUUAUGUAAGCGACAUUCCCCCCAUUUUCGAAGACCCAAAGGUCAUGGAACAGUAUUACCUAGCAUUGGAGCAGCGCUCUAGAAACAGAAACCAGCAAGACCAAGCUUGGUUGUGUGCUCCACAAUUACCCCCACAUCUUGAAAACGUUAUUCUCAACAGCUAUAACUCGCAGGACAAGGACAACAACUCCGGCGCCUUGCCUAUCCCCAACCACGUUGUGCUCAACCACUUGGCCACUACCAGCGUCAAGCAUAACACUUUGGCGGUGGCUUCGGUUAUCAGGUACAAAAGGAAGUAUGUGACCCAGGUGUUGUAUGCUCCACUACAGCAGUAA